AGCUGGGAAGCUGCAGCGAAGCGAGUUCCCAGCACCGGGCAGAGCCCCGCACUGCCUCGCGGCCACGAUGGGGCUGAGGCACCCGGAGCCCCGGAGCCAACAAGCUGCUGGUCCCGCCUCGCCACCGGGACCCGGGCUCCCGGGCUCGGCUUGAAGCGGCGGCGGCGGCAGCUCCGGCACCGAAGGAGGAGCAUGGGCAGGAGGAUGCGGGGCGCCACCACCACCGCUGGUCUCUGGCUGCUGGUGCUGGGCUCGCUGCUGGCGCUGUGGGGCGGGCUCCUGCCGCCGCGGACGGAGCUGCUCAUCUCUCGGCCGACCGAAGACGGAAUCCUGCGGCGACCGCCAGGGAGUGGUGGCCGAGAGUCCGUGCCUCGCUUUCCUCAGCCCCCGCUCCUGGCGCGGGACGCCCGCAGCGGCUCCCUGAAAACUUUCCGGUCUCUGCUCACCUUGGCGGCCGGCGUAGACGGUCCGCCACGGCAGCCCCCGGACAAGCGCCGGCGGCACGUGCCAGCCGGGCUGCCCUGGCCGGAGGAGCGCGCCGUGGUGCACGGGGGCGUCUUCUGGAGCCGCGGCCUGGAAGAGCAGGUGCCCCGGGGCUUCUCGGAGGCCGAGGCAGCGGCGUGGCUGGAGACGGCGCGCGGCGCCCGGGUGGUUGCCCUGGAGCGCGGGGGCUGCGGACGCAGCUCCAACCGGCUGGCACUCUUCACCGACGGCACCCGUGCCUGCGUGCGCUAUGGCAUCAACCCGGAGCAGAUACAGGGCGAGACCCUGUCCUACUACCUGGCACGUCUGCUGGGGCUCCAACGCCACGUGCCGCCGCUGGCACUGGCCCGGGUGGAGGCUCGGGGCGCGCAGUGGGCGCAGGUGCAAGAGGAGCUUCGUGCGGCGCACUGGACGGAGGGCAGCGUGGUAAGCCUAACGAGCUGGCUGCCCAACCUCACAGAUGUGGUGGUGCCCGCGCCCUGGCGCUCCGAGGAUGGCCAUCUGCGGCCCCUACGUGCCGCCGGGGACGAGCUAGCUAACCGCAGCCAGGCGGAGCUGGUGGACCUGGUGCAAUGGACCGACUUGAUUCUCUUUGACUACCUGACGGCCAACUUCGACAGGCUCGUCAGCAACCUCUUCAGCCUGCAGUGGGACCCGCGCAUUAUGCAGCGCGCCACUAGCAACCUGCACCGCGGCCCCGGCGGGGCGCUGGUCUUUCUGGACAACGAAGCGGGUUUGGUGCACGGCUACCGAGUGGCGGGCAUGUGGGAUAAGUAUAAUGAGCCACUGCUGCAGUCGGUGUGCGUGUUCCGAGAGCGGACAGCGCGGCGCGUCCUGGAGCUGCACCGCGGCCAGGACGCGGCUGCCCGGCUGCUGCGCCUCUACCAGCACCAUGAGCCUCGCUUCCCGGAGCUGGCGGAGCUUGCCGACCCCCACGCUCAGCUACUGCAGCGCCGCCUCGACUUCCUCGCCAAGCACAUUUUGCACUGUAAGGCCAAGUACGGCCGCUGACCUGGGGCUUAGCAUUACUCUUACGAAGAGAGAGAGAGAGAGAAAGAGACCCCUGGCUGGGGAAUGGGGAAUGGGGGAAGGGCUGUCGCCUCUGCCACCGCCUAGGACCAGCCAGCCGGCCAACGCCCAGCCAGUGGCAUGAGCGGGAAGGCAGCUAAAACUUCAGUCUCACCUACCUGCCCCUUUCCCUCAGUUUCAUGCUGUUUCAUUUCAAAGUCCUAGGAGAACUCACCGCGGUGAGAAGUAUAACAUCCCUUCCACCCAGUCUAUAAAAAGCUGCUUUUCUGUGCCAGCAGGGAGUUUGGAUCGGAAGAAAACUGGCUGCUGGAGUUUGGCCCCCCGGUGGCCGUCUCUGUGGGAGAUGCAUCCCAUUCCUUGUCCUCCUCUCUCUUUCCCAAAAAGGAAAACUUCUGUCUGAGCCUUUGAGCUAAUUGUGCAGUUUCCUACCAAAAGCAGCUCUGGCGGCCCGGAGACGGCGGUGACAUUGGCUGGUGGAGCCCCCUUCCUGUCUUCUCCCUUUGUUCCAGCUGGUGAUGGUGAGAUCACUGUUCAGAGCUGGGGAACGGAUCCGGAUAGGACAAAGAGAGCAGGACCUCCCGAACCCGGGGAGCCCUGCAGACCCUGACGGCGUAUCUGACUCGUUCUUUACUGCUUGUCUUUUUGGCCUGAAGGCUGCAAAUGAGGGACUGGCUGUGUGCACUGAGUCCCAUAAUGAAUUUCCCCUCCCCCAGGUCGACCAAAAUUUUGACAAUGAUGAUGUUCACCAGAAGAAGAAAAAAAAAUCAGUCUCAUGCACUUUACUUUGUUUUUAUUUUAAUUUUGUAAUAAGAAAAACUUUUUUAUUUGACAAAAUUUGCCUAGUAUGUAUAUAUGUGCAU
Molecule: messenger RNA, 2372 nt
Organism: Pteronotus mesoamericanus
Lineage: Eukaryota; Metazoa; Chordata; Mammalia; Chiroptera; Mormoopidae
Gene: FJX1
Product: four-jointed box kinase 1
Exons: 1
Coding region: 193-1494 (433 amino acids)
Biological process (GO): cell-cell signaling
Source: RefSeq, a predicted model, not a curated record